Anopheles funestus (African malaria mosquito) is the source of this 2231-nucleotide messenger RNA. RefSeq lists its product as uncharacterized. Gene Ontology annotation, molecular function: nucleic acid binding. The transcript has 2 exons. The record is from RefSeq and is a predicted model, not a curated record. Bases 48 to 2207 code for a protein of 719 amino acids. Lineage: Eukaryota; Metazoa; Arthropoda; Insecta; Diptera; Culicidae.
GCCAGGGAGAGUGUGCAAGCCUAGUUGAUUGUCAACGUUUCCUCGAGAUGACGGUAGCUGCAAGAAAGGAACACGUAAGUGAAUGUAAACUGUGCCGAAAAUGUUUAAAAUCUCAUAAGGGAUGGUGCCAUCUUAAAACGCUCUGUGGUUUGAACGGCUGCGAGGCGAUGCAUCACAAGCUGCUUCAUGGGGCUUUGAGUACCAGUAACGCGCAGGAGAAGCACUGUUUAACGCAUUCCGGCUCAAAUGAUCGCACCUUGUUCCGGUAUGUCCCGGUAAUGAUACGUGGUAAAGACGGCAGAGUGGUUCACACGUUCGCGUUUCUCGACGAGGGAUCAUCGUCGACCUUCAUGGACCACAGUCUGAUGGAAGAGUUGGGUUUGAGUGGUAUGUCCCGGCCGUUGUGUCUCAAGUGGACAGGAGAUACAACCAAAGAUGAAAAGGCCUCCGUCCAAUUAGCGGUGCAGAUCUCUGGUGCGUACAAAGGGGCUCCCGUACACGACUUGGCUAAGGUGCACACCGUUACCAAUCUAGCGUUACCCUCACAGUCGAUUGAUAUGCAACAAUUGGAAGCAGUGUACCCACACCUGAAACGUUUGCAGCUAACUUCUUACACAAAUGCUGUACCUCGACUUCUAAUUGGUGUAGAUAACUGUAGAUUGGGUAAAUCUCUAAAAUGUAUAGAAGGAAGGAUGAACGAACCAAUUGCAUCAAAAACGCGCCUGGGCUGGAUUAUAUACGGACCGUGUCCGAUUGCAACCGCUAACGUGACUGGAGGUCACAGAAACUUUCAUAUUUGCAGUGUCGAGGGAAACAGCGAUGAUCUGCCGACGGCUGAGGUCAAGACUUAUCCCUCUCUGGAUUCGCUCGGUAUCACUAAACUUCCGCGUCAACUCAAAUUCAAGCACGAUGAACAGGCGUUGGCGAUACGUAGCGAGGAAACGAAGCUGCAGGGUGACAGGUUCGAAACAGGACAACGUUGGAAAUACGACGACAACCGCUUGCCGUGUAACAAAGCUGCCGCAUUGAAACGCCACGUGAUCCCGAAGUUGACCAAAACACCGGAUCUAACACCAAGUCGCUGGUUCAACGAGCCGAGUUUCCUAUGGGACCCAGAGUCGAACUGGCCGAUGUGGAAAAGGCUUCUGCGAGCAGUAGGAUAUGUGGUAAGAUUCAUUGCUAACGUCCGUCGUGCCAUGCGGAGACACAUCUUUUUAGGAGGAACACUAACGCAGAAGGAACGGGCGCAAGCUGAGUGUAUUCUGUUUAGCAGAAUACAAGCAGAUGUUUAUGCACGCGAGAUAUGUUGCCUGAAAAGGGAGCCACCCCGAUCGCAGCCAUGGAAGAGCGGAGUGGAGAAAAGCAGCCCGCUUUACAAACUUUCGCCGGUACUCGACGCGCACGAAGUAGUGAGGAUGCGAGGACGACUAUCCGGUACCUUGAAUGUCAGCGUAACACUCCGCCAAAGGGGAGUUAUAUUUACCUGUCUGACGUCCCGAGCGAUGCACCUGGAGAUGGCUCAUUCACUGACCGCGGCUUCCUGUAUCAUGGCGAUUCGACGUUUUGUUCGACGUGGAAAACCCUGGGAGAUGAUUUCGAAUUUCGUCGGUUCGGCACGGGAACUGGAAGAGGCACUUCAAACCGUUGAUGUCGACGCGCUGAUGGCUGAAUUUGCUGGCCUGGAUAUGAAGUGGAGCUUCAACCCGCCGGCUGCCACGCGGUUGUUCCGCUCUGUAAAGAAGGUUCUAGGUCAGUUCAAUUUACCACGGAACCCGACGGAUGAAGUCCUGAUGUCCGCGUUCACCGAAAUCGAGGUCGUCAUCAAUUCGAGACUACUGACAUACGUACUAUCGAAGCCGCCCGUCGUAUUUACCGAGGUUGGAGCCGUCGUGAAAUCAGCUUGGCGAGCCGAACAGCACUUCGCCGACUUAUUCUGGAAGAGGUGGAUAGCCGAAUAUCCUUCUAUGUUGACCCGUCGAUCGAAGUGGUUCGAAAACGUGCGGCCAAUCCAGCUGGGUGACACAGUAGUAGCAAUCGAUAACCGUUUACCGCGCAACAGUUGGCCAAAAGGUCGUGUGAUCGAGGUAGUUAGGGCCGAAGACGGUCAAGUGAGACAGGCGAGCGUUCGAACUCCUAGCGGCAUUUAUAAACGUCCUGCAACGAAACUAGAGUUAUUUAAAUAUCGACAGCAAAAUACUUACCGGUGAGGAGAGAGAUUAGUACGAUAGCAA